This is a messenger RNA of Auxenochlorella protothecoides, 1797 nucleotides long. Its product is annotated as Mismatch repair endonuclease PMS2. The record is from RefSeq and is a predicted model, not a curated record. Gene Ontology annotation, cellular component: MutLalpha complex. The transcript has 9 exons. Gene Ontology annotation, biological process: mismatch repair. The coding region runs from base 1 to 1797 and encodes 598 amino acids. Gene Ontology annotation, molecular function: mismatched DNA binding; ATP binding; ATP-dependent DNA damage sensor activity. NCBI's taxonomy places the organism in Eukaryota, Viridiplantae, Chlorophyta, Trebouxiophyceae, Chlorellales, Chlorellaceae.
AUGGCACCCUCGAUACGAGCCAUCGACGCGACCUCGGUGCAUCGCAUCUGCUCGGGCCAAGUCAUCCUGGACCUGUCCACCGCAGUGAAGGAGCUCUUAGAAAAUGCCCUGGACGCAGGAGCGACUGCCAUCGAGGUGAAGCUGAAGGAGUCUGGCUCUGAGCUGAUCGAGGUGGCAGACAAUGGGACUGGGGUCAGCCCUGCCGAUUACGAGGCCCUCACCCUCAAGUACCACACCUCCAAGAUCUCCCAGUUCACAGAUCUCCAGGGCCUCUCCAGCUAUGGGUUCCGGGGAGAGGCACUUUCCUCCCUGUGCACGGUAGCAGAUGUCUCUGUCGUCACCCGCACCGCCGGCGAGGCGGCCGGCACCCGGCUGGAGUUUGACGAGCGGGGCCGGCUGGCGGGUCGCGCCGCCGUGCCGAGGGCCGUGGGCACGACGGUGGCGGUGCGCAACCUGUUUGCCCGCCUCCCCGUCAGGCACCGUGAAUUCAAGGCCGGCCUGAGGCGCGAGUUCUCCAAGCUCACGCACUGCCUGCAGGCCUACGCGCUGGUGGCGCGUGGCGUGCGGCUCAUCGCCACCCACCAGCAGGGCAGCGGGCCCCGUGCCACGGUGGUGGCCACCCAGGGCUCCACCGACGCCUGGAGCGACGUCAUCGCCGUGUUUGGGCCUAAAGCAGCAGCAGGCCUGCAGACCUUCUCCGCCGACCUGUCCGAGGAUGUUUGUGGUGGCAGCGCAGAUGCGGAGGAGGGGCGGGAGGGUGGCACUGAACAGACCGACCCCUCGUUCAGGGUCACGGGGUACGUGUCGCGGCCGGGCAUGGGCGGCCGGAUGCAAGGCGAGCGGCAGUUCUUCUCCCUGAACGGCCGCCCCGUGGACCUGCCCCGCUUCGCCAAGGCCCUGAACGAGGCCUUCAGGUCCCUCUCCAGCCAGGCCAGCGCCGACGCGCGGCCCUCCGCGGUGCUGGACCUGGCGCUGCCCACGGACGCCUACGACAUCAACCUGGCGCCCAACAAGCGCCAGGUGGCGCUGCACGGCGAAAACGCCCUGCUGGCACGGUUCAAGGAGGCGCUCCAGGCCUUGUGGGAGCCGUCCAGGCACACCUUUGCCGUGAAUGGGGCGGGGAAGAGCGUGCCCGGGCCCCUCACCAGCGGGCUGCAUGCCGUCAAGCGGCAGCGCCUCUCCCUCACCCCCCCCAGCCAGGACAGCCAGGGCCUGGGCGCCGCAGACACCGAUGGCGACCUGUCUGAGGGGGAUGACCCCCAGGUGGAAAUGGCGGAGCAAGACACGGCGGCUCAGGAAACCGGAGGGGUCAAAGGGGGAUCAGAGGACGAGGAGGUGCCGCCUGUCUUCACGCCGCCUCUGAGCCGGCAAGCAGGGCCGCUUAAGAUGCGUGUGGACCUGGAGGCUCUGCGGCGCAGGAGCGAGGAGGCCCGCCGGCAGUCAGGCCACAGGGAGGACACUGGGAAGAAAGCGCGCUUCCGGGCCGCGACGCUGCAGAGGUGUGCUGUGGCUGCAGCAAGUGAUGCAGGGACUGACACCGCCGACCCUGCCGCAGAGCGUGAGCUGGAGCGUGUCUUUGUCAAGGCCGACUUUGCGCGGAUGCAAAUCCUGGGGCAGUUCAACCUGGGCUUUAUCAUUGCCCGCCUGGGUCGGGAUCUCUUCAUCAUCGACCAGCAUGCCUCUGACGAGAAGGCCAACUUUGAGCGACUGGAAGCUUCCCUGAAGCUGAACUGCCAGCCGCUGCUCCAGCCUCGGCGCCUGGAGCUUGCCCCCCUGGAGGAGCUGCAUGUCCGGUGA